ACCUAUUUGGCUCACCACAAUCUCUACAAGGAGUAGGAUGGAUUAUCUGGCAAGAAUACACUCAUUGCUAUAGAUAUUUCUAUAACUUAUCUGAGUUUGAAAUAUGGCAUGAAUCGAUACCUGAAAACCAGCGUAUAUUUCAUGAAAUUAUUCGAACUGGGCAAUCACAAAAAAUCAAGAUUGAUGUAGAUGGUGAAUUAGAAAAAUUUGCAUUAUAUCCCAAUCCUUUAGAUAGAAUAAAAAUAUCUCUUGGACAGAAAUUGUUUGAUGGUUUCAUCGCUAAUACAUAUCUUCAUUCAUGGCAGAAGUCAACUGAAGUUACAU
Molecule: messenger RNA, 324 nt
Organism: Racocetra persica
Lineage: Eukaryota; Fungi; Glomeromycota; Glomeromycetes; Diversisporales; Gigasporaceae
Source: the annotation of a GenBank genome assembly